GGCAGGCGGGCAGUCUCACCCUAAUGUAAGAUGGUGGCCGGUCUGGCAGCGGAGCGCGCAGAGCCUAGAGAUUACCCGUCUCUCAAAUAAAGGUCGUCGGUGGAGACACUCAGCUCUAUCCCCGCGAUCAUCAAAAAGAACCAGGGCCCGAGAGAGUAUUGCCGCCCCCGCCACCAGACAGCCCGGUUGCUGUGGAACAGGGACGACGAGAUCUUUGAAUAUCUUCAUUUUUUUCUGGGCUGAUCUUAUUACUCCCUUAAGUUAUUACAUAUAUUUGCUGCUCUGUGAGAAGAGAUGUCUCGCAGCCCAGAUGCAAAGGAAGACCCUGUUGAAUGCCCCCUUUGCAUGGAGCCUCUGGAGAUUGAUGACAUAAACUUCUUCCCUUGCACCUGUGGUUACCAGAUCUGUCGCUUCUGUUGGCAUCGUAUUCGCACAGAUGAGAAUGGACUUUGUCCUGCUUGUAGAAAGCCAUAUCCAGAAGAUCCAGCAGUAUACAAGCCACUCUCCCAAGAAGAGCUGCAGAGGAUAAAAAACGAAAAGAAGCAGAAACAAAAUGAGAGAAAACAGAAGAUAUCAGAGAAUCGUAAGCAUCUGGCCAGUGUACGGGUUGUACAGAAGAACCUUGUUUUUGUAGUAGGUUUAUCACAGCGUCUAGCAGAUCCAGAGGUUUUGAAAAGGCCAGAAUAUUUUGGAAAAUUUGGUAAAAUACACAAAGUUGUCAUCAAUAAUAGCACAUCAUAUGCAGGCUCACAGGGUCCAAGUGCAAGUGCAUAUGUAACAUAUAUCCGGUCAGAAGAUGCACUCAGAGCUAUACAAUGCGUUAAUAAUGUGGUAGUAGAUGGAAGAACACUUAAGGCAUCUUUAGGAACCACAAAGUACUGCAGUUAUUUUCUGAAGAACAUGCAGUGUCCAAAGCCAGACUGUAUGUACCUACAUGAAUUAGGGGAUGAAGCAGCCAGUUUCACAAAAGAAGAAAUGCAGGCUGGCAAGCAUCAAGAAUAUGAACAGAAGUUACUCCAAGAGCUAUACAAAUUAAACCCCAACUUUCUCCAGUUGUCCACAAGUGUGGUUGACAAGAACAAAAACAAAGUGACUUCUCUACAGAGGUAUGAUGUACCCAACAGUAAUAACAAAGAUGCCUGGCCAUCAUUACAGAGUUCAAGUAAAUCAGUCAACGGCUUAACAAUGGAACACAGGAAAACGCCUCCUAUUUUAGAAAAUGGCACAGACACAGAACACAUGACUCCAGAUGGUCCAGAUUCAGAUUUCGGCUCUAUUGACAAGCCAUCAGAUUCUCUCAGUAUAGGAAAUUGUGACAACUCACAACAGAUAUUAAAUAGCGACACACCAUCACCACCUCCCGGUUUAUCAAAAUCCAAUUCAGUCAUCCCAAUCAAUUCAUCCAAUCACAGUGCACGUUCUCCAUUUGAAGGAGCUAUAACAGAGUCACAGUCCCUCUUCUCAGACAACUUUCGACAUCCCAACCCAAUUCCAAGUGGACUCCCCCCAUUUCCCAGCUCCCCACAGACGUCCAGUGACUGGCCCAUGGCACCAGAGCCACAGAGUCUCUUCACAUCAGAAACCAUCCCAGUAUCCUCCUCUACAGACUGGCAGGCAGCAUUUGGAUUUGGUUCAUCCAAACAGCAAGAAGAUGACUUGGGAUUUGAUCCCUUUGAUAUCACCCGCAAAGCCUUAGCAGACCUGAUUGAGAAGGAACUGUCAGUUCAAGAUCAACCGUCUCUUUCACCAACAUCUCUUCAGAAUCCUUCCUCACACACUACAACUGCCAAAGGGUCAGGAUCUGGAUUUCUGCAUCCUGCUACACCCGCAAAUGCCAAUUCUCUCAAUAGCACAUUUUCAGUCUUGCCACAGAGGUUCCCACAAUUUCAACAGCAUCGUGCAGUUUAUAAUUCCUUCAGUUUUCCAGGCCAAGCAACUCGCUAUCCAUGGAUGGCCUUCCCUCGCAAUAACAUCAUGCACUUGAACCACACAGCAAAUCCCUCUUCAAAUAGUAAUUUCUUGGACUUAAAUCUCCCACCUCAACACAGCACAGGUCUAGGAGGGAUUCCCAUAGCAGGUAUCCCAGCCUCCACUGGAAACAGUUUAGACUCUCUUCAAGACGACAAUCCACCGCAUUGGUUAAAGUCUCUUCAGGCUCUCACAGAGAUGGAUGGCCCCAGUGCUGCCCCAACACAGACCCCCCACAGUAACCCCUUCAGUACACAGAUUCCAUUGCACAGAGCCAGUUGGAACCCCUAUUCCCCUCCUUCAAACCCUGCCAGUUUCCAUUCUCCUCCUCCAGGCUUUCAGACAGCUUUCAGACCCCCCAGUAAACCCCCCACAGAUUUACUACAGAGCUCAGCGUUGGAUCGUCAUUAGGAAAAGUACAAAAACAUUAGAAAUGCAGGAAUGGCUCCUUCCAGACUUCCUGUACUCACCUAUGGCCCCUCUUUCAUAUAUUUCUUUCUGAAGAAUCUGGUUCCUGGUCAAAAAUCUUCCCCAACCAGCUUCCAAAUGCAAUGCAAUCACAGGGUCAUAACUAUUAUCUUUUUUCUUAAGUUUUGCUGAGUCGGUGUUUGAAGUACACUGUUUAAAAACUAUUUCUUUAAACACACUAAGAGAGAAAUCAAAGUGCAUAAUAUUUUCAUGAAUCUUUUGCACAUAAUUAUUUUAGCGUAGCAGAAAAAUGUCAUGUUGACAAUAGAAGAAAAUAAUACAAAAUUCAGAAUCCAGUGCAGAAAUAUAUUGGGGAAAAGCAGUGGCCUAACAUUCAUGUUGCAUUCUGUGAGUUGAUUAUACAGGGAAAUACUUUUGUUCCUCUUUUUUUUUUCUUGAAGGGUUGGGACAGUUUUGUCAGAAAAAUUUUGGCAUAAAGUAGGUGAAAGACAAUUUGCCUGUAGAAACAACUGACAUGUUGGUAAGAAAUGAUUUAACAGAGGGAAUUUUUAAACGUUUUGGCUUUAGAUUUCAAAUAAAUAUGUUUUAAAAAUAUCACAGAUUUAAUACCUAGCAUAUACAUAAUAUAAUUAUAAGCAGCUGAAACACGAGUGAUAUUCACUUCAAUCUUUCUGUCUUCUUGUCAGUCUCUCUCUCUCUUUUUUUUUAAAUCACCUGAUUAAGACACUCUGAGAUAGCACUGCAUUGGGGCCACAAGUUCAUCAUCAGGAGCGCAACCUUUGACGACCUCUGCCUGCAGCUUUUACUUAACCUUGUAGUUUCUGGACGUUUGUGCAGUAUUGAAAGACAGGGAAAAA
Notechis scutatus (mainland tiger snake) is the source of this 3254-nucleotide messenger RNA. RefSeq names its product CCR4-NOT transcription complex subunit 4 (gene CNOT4). Gene Ontology annotation, biological process: protein ubiquitination. NCBI's taxonomy places the organism in Eukaryota, Metazoa, Chordata, Lepidosauria, Squamata, Elapidae. The record is from RefSeq and is a predicted model, not a curated record. Gene Ontology annotation, molecular function: metal ion binding; RNA binding; ubiquitin-protein transferase activity. Gene Ontology annotation, cellular component: CCR4-NOT complex.